Molecule: messenger RNA, 2070 nt
Organism: Lemur catta (Ring-tailed lemur)
Lineage: Eukaryota; Metazoa; Chordata; Mammalia; Primates; Lemuridae
Gene: CD244
Product: CD244 molecule
Exons: 8
Coding region: 141-1118 (325 amino acids)
Biological process (GO): natural killer cell activation involved in immune response
Cellular component (GO): external side of plasma membrane
Molecular function (GO): MHC class I protein binding
Source: RefSeq, a predicted model, not a curated record
CUGAGGAAGCUGCGGCCAGAUAGGCGGUGAGGCCACUCUGCUCCCCACCGUCCUCCUGCUGCCUAACGGCUGCUGAGCCUGUGCUCGGCAGAGCGUCUGGUGGGGCAGAGGGGCUGGCCUGAGCUUUCUGUCCUCUGGGGAUGUUGGGGCAAGCUGUCACCCUCGCACUCCUCCUGCUCCUCAAGGUGUCUCAGGCCCAAGAAUGCCCAGGUUCAACCAACCAUGCAUUUGGCCUCUCAGGAGUGUCUCUCCAGUUAUGGCCCAACACCCCACAGACAAAGAUGGACUCUGUUGAAUGGAAGGUGAAGCUGACCUCACAUUCAGCAUAUCAGAAUAUACUGAAGUGGGAGAAUGGGUCCAAUUUGAAAUAUGAAUCUUGGACUUUGAAUAAUAUCAGCAAUAAAUACAGCUUUAUAAUUGAGACCUUGACUCUUCUAAUCAACGCAGCUGAGCAGAAGGAUAGUGGCCUCUACUGCCUGGAGGUCACCAAUAAGUCUGGAAAAGUUUGGAGAGCCAAGUUCAAGGUUCAUGUAUUUGAUGAAGUUGAGAAACCCCUCCUGUGGGGGCAGGGGAAGGUCCUGGACAGAGGGAAGUGCCAAGUGUCUCUGUCCUGCUUGGUCUCCAGGGAUAGCAAUGUGAGCUAUGCUUGGUACAGAGGGAGUGAGCUGAUCAAUAUGACAAGGAACCUCACCAUCCUGGAGAAGACUGGUGCUGAUGGCACGUACAUAUACACCUGCAAUGUCAGCAACCCUGUCAGUUGGAAAAUCCAAACCCUUAACCUCACUCAGGGCUGUCAGAAUGCCCCGGAAUUCAGAUUUUGGACCUUUUUGGUGACCAUUGUGAUUCUAAUCACACUGCUCCUUGGCACCCUCGCCAGCUUCUGUGUGUGGAAGAGGAAGAGGAAGCAGCCAGAGACCAGCCCUGAGGAAUUUCUGACAAUUUAUGAAGAUGUCAAGGACCUGCAGACUAGGAGAAAUCAAGAGCAGAAGCCAAAGCAGAAUUUUCCUGGAGAAGAGACUACCAUCUACUCUACGGUCCAGUCCCAGUCUUCUGCUUCCACAUCACAAGAAACUGCAAAUACGUUAUAUUCAUUAAUACAGCCUUCCAGGAAGAAGUAGCUUCACAGCAGAAGAGGCCUCUUGGCAACCAUAUUCUAUUUAAGUCCCGAAUCCUGAGAGCGCUCCCACAGUGCACACUAGAGGGGGCCCAGGCAGCUGGGGGCUGAAGAUGAAGCCGCUGGGUAUUAGACACUGUGUCGGGUUCCCUGGGUCUUCAGGCCAGACCCUUCAACAAGGCUGUGGGGAGCAGGGCUGAGACUGGCUGAGCCCAGGAAAGGACAAAGGUGAACUGGGAGAGGGGCUUACUCAGAGACCCCAGUAGGUGACAGCGCACUGAGCCUGGAUCUUCAAGUGCCCCACCCUGUAUUUUACAUAUGAGUUUAAUAUAAAUUCUGCAGUGUUAUGCAGAGGUAGUCUAAAUCCCUUGCCUGAACUAAAUUUAUGUAUCUUCUCCAUAUUCUAACAGCCAUGAUCAGAGCCAGGCUGUUAAAUAAUCCCAUCCAAUCUACAGAUCGGACAAGAACAGGUGGAAAGCUUGGGUCAUUCACAAAAGACCAAAGGGCCCUUGUGGGCCAACAUAAACACGUGUCUGUUUCAAUUCUGCUUCAUAGGGGUCUGGUUUCCUGGUGAGCUAUCAGUGUCCCCCAGCUUUGUUCACAAUGUGACAUCAGAGAGCUGAGGGGUAGCCGAGGGGUGCACUUGCCCGUACCCUGCUUGAUAUCUCCACCUUGGAGACUGUGCAGCUGGCCAGGCUGGCUUCUUCCUGGAAAGAGUGUGAACAGACCGCAUCUUAAAGCAAGUGCCAAGCUUUAAAACCAGGGAAAUGUAUUCCAAAGGAGUCUGGAGGCCUGAGGCAGGUAUUGGGAGCUGAGUGGCAGAGUCAAGAAGUUUGGUGAGCAGAGGCAAUAGGAAAUGACUGGGGUCAGAAACAGUCCAGAUGGACCAGAUGGGUUCACACCUGAAUUUUACCAUACCUACAAAGAAGAACUGGUGCCCAUCCUACAUAAACUAU